AUGAGUUCCCUGGUUGCCUAUGAGGAUUCAGAUUCGGACACGGAUGGAUCUGAGAAGGACCGAAGUCCUUGUCCAACCGGAGCUACUGAAAGAUCUGCCGGACAACAGGUGUCAUCAAAAGUGCCAAGUGACUUUACCUUACACCCAACCUAUGUCAACAGCUACAGCAGGACUCCUAGUACAGGCCAGGGCUUAUAUCCAGCUUACAGCACGGUGCAGACAUUCCCUGGUAAAGCCUUACAGACUACGGACGUAAGAUCGAACAAUCCAGAUACUACCUUCAGAAAUGUUGAGCUGAUCCAACAGAAGAGGCCCCUCGGCAGCGGAGUGAGACCUUAUAUUCCUAAAAGACUCCGGCAGGAACAGUGCAGUGUGGUAGAAGAGAUCAGCAGUGAUAGAACUGGGAAUUCACAUGACCACGCCGCCCAAUCAACACGGAGCGUCUACAGGGUUUCUGAUUACCUCGGGCCACAUCUACAAUUAAAAUACAAGGACACAGAGAUUCCCAGGAGCGUGGUGUUUCAGAUGGGGGAGCACACCGGCCCCGUAAACCGGGUCCAGUGGUGUCCGGUAAAGCAGUACAGCCACUUACUCCUCUCUGCUUCUAUGGAUGCUACUGUGAAGGUGUGGGACGGACUGGAUAGUGGGAAGUGCCUCCGCACAAUUACAAGUCACCGCGUUGCAGUACGUGAUGCGCACUGGUCUGCUUGUGGUCAGAAGAUUCUUACUGGCGGCUUUGAUUCACUUUUGCAUUUAACGGAUGUUGAAACAGGAAAGAACCUUUUCAAUGCGAACAAUGAAUGGAAGAUUGGCACAGUCAGGUUUCACCCAAGUGACCCUAAUCUUUUUAUAUGUGGGGGGUUCUCCCCUGCAGUAAAGGCGUGGGAUAUAAGAAUGAACACGGUGAUACACGUGUAUAAAGCUUCUGUGCAGCAACACUUUGACGUCCUUUUCCUCCCCGGCGGGAAUGAGUUUCUUAGCACAACAAACUCUGUGAGCCGAGAUUCUGCCGACCGCACUAUUAUCGCAUGGGAUUUUGGCACGGCUGCCAAAAUAUCUAAUCAGAUAUUCCAUGAGCGAUACACCUGUCCAAGCCUCGCCCUGCACCCAAAGGAGAACGUAUUCAUAGCACAGACUAAUGGCAACUACAUUGCUUUAUUUUCUACUCAGCGCCCCUACAAAAUGAACAAGAGAAAGCGAUAUGAGGGACACAAGGUUGAAGGCUUUGCCGUGGGAUGCGAGUUCUCUCCCGAUGGGUCACUUAUCGUCACGGGAAGUUCAGACGGCUCCGUCUAUUUCUACAAUUAUCAUACUUCAAAGAUGGUCAGAUCUCUGCCUGGGGACGGGAACGCGUGUGUCAGUAUCAACUGUCACCCGGUUCUGACGUCCCUCGUGGCAACCGCUCACUGGGACGGGCAGAUCAGGGUUUGGCAGUAGCCGUGUUUUGUAACAAUUGUGUGACCUGACUGCCUAGCUUUAGUUG
Nanorana parkeri is the source of this 1483-nucleotide messenger RNA. RefSeq names its product WD repeat domain 25 (gene WDR25). The transcript is spliced from 6 exons. Bases 1 to 1437 code for a protein of 478 amino acids. Gene Ontology annotation, molecular function: protein binding. NCBI's taxonomy places the organism in Eukaryota, Metazoa, Chordata, Amphibia, Anura, Dicroglossidae. The record is from RefSeq and is a predicted model, not a curated record.